AUGGCACCAAUCGGCGUUGCUAUUGUUGGCAGUGGCAUCUUUGUCAAGGAGCAACACCUUCCAGCAGUCGCCCAGGCGUCUGAUCUACUCUCCCUCAAGGCCAUCUACUCGCGCUCCCUCAAGUCAGCUCAGGAGACAGCUGCUCUCGCGACCAAUGGCGCCUCGCUGGAGCUGUACUCGAAUGACGCGGGCGUAGGCAGGACCUAUCACGACCUGCUUCUGCGAGAUGACGUUCACGCUGUCAUCAUCGCUUUGCCCAUCCUCAGCCAGCCCGAGCACAUUGAAGCCGCCUUGAAAGCUGGCAAGCACGUCCUGGCUGAGAAGCCCAUUGCUGCCGAUGUGGCCGGCGGCAAGAAGCUGAUUGACUACUGGAAGAGCCUACCUGGCAAGGCCACGCUGUCCAUUGCAGAGAAUCACCGUUUUCUCCCCAGCUUCACGUAUGCAGCGGAGCAGGCUGCCCGUCUGGGGAGAGUCACGCACUUCGACAUUAAGAGCUUCGGUCUCAUGCGAUCAGACAACAAGUAUUUCAACACUGCCUGGCGCAAGACACCUGAAUACCAGGGCGGCUUCCUCCUAGAUGGCGGUGUGCACCAUGCUGCCACUGCGCGUCUGUUCCUCCGCGGCAAGGACUCGGCGGCCUCGCAGGUGGCUGCGUACUCGCAGCAGGCACAGGAGCACCUUCCACCCAUCGACUCGGUGACCGCCAUUGUCAAGACCAAAUCAGGUGCUAGCGGGGCCUUCCAAAUUUCCUCCGGCACACGCCUCAGUGCCUACGAGUGGCAGAUUGGGUAUGAGAAGGGGUCUGUCAAAGUGGCUGGCGAGAAGGUCACGGUCACCACGGAGAAUGGGGAGGAGACCGUCAAGGAGUUUGAGAGGACCAGCGGCGUCAAGGAAGAGGUCGCCGCUUGGGCCCAAGGCAUCGCCAGUGGCAAGCAGAACCCUCUCCAGACGCCGGAAGAGGCGCUGGCCGACCUUGAGUUCCUGGAGAAGAUGUUCCGUAGCGGAGAGCAGGAUGGUGCGAUGCAAAAGUACGAGCUGCAGUAG
Messenger RNA from Emericellopsis atlantica, 1044 nucleotides. Its product is annotated as oxidoreductase family protein. Bases 1 to 1044 code for a protein of 347 amino acids. Lineage: Eukaryota; Fungi; Ascomycota; Sordariomycetes; Hypocreales; Bionectriaceae. The transcript is spliced from 2 exons. Gene Ontology annotation, molecular function: nucleotide binding; oxidoreductase activity. The record is from RefSeq and is a predicted model, not a curated record. Gene Ontology annotation, cellular component: cytoplasm. Gene Ontology annotation, biological process: NADPH regeneration.